This is a messenger RNA of Rhopilema esculentum, 5256 nucleotides long. RefSeq lists its product as uncharacterized. The record is from RefSeq and is a predicted model, not a curated record. NCBI's taxonomy places the organism in Eukaryota, Metazoa, Cnidaria, Scyphozoa, Rhizostomeae, Rhizostomatidae.
UUUGAUUCCCCGGAAAUCGGAUCUUACCUAUACGCCUAUUAUCUACUUAUGUUGACAAUAAUUUCUGAAACUCUGACCUCUGUUUUUGGACGAGCUCAUAAAAAUGGGUUUCGGAAGGUUCAGCCUUCAGUGCAAGUUUCCGCUGUUCAGGGUUAUUUUAAAUUUUUGCCGCGCCUUUAAAAGACCUUCAAAAAUUUUAGUAGCGCGGGAGACUUAUUCGAUAGCGCUACAUUUAAUUCACGUAUUGGAAUAAUCCAAACAAUUGCACAAUGUUUUGUCAAAAGCUUAAAACUGCAAUCAUUAUAAGGUUCCGACAAUGCUUACUUAACCUCCCUUUGAAGAUGCGUUAUCAAAAUUUGUUGUUGCAGUGUCGUUGUUAGGAAACCAGGUUAAAGACGCUCGUGUUCUUGUUCUCGUGGGGAUCAGAAAAUUAUUGGACAUUUCGAUGACCAAGUAGGCGUCCAAAACAGUUAACAAAACUGAGGACAUAACAGUUGAAUUCUGACACGAAAGGUCCUGAAAUUUGCGAUUAAGCGGGUCCGUUCGAAUCUGGCGGGAGAGCCAAGGAGGUCUAUAUCCUUAUGUAAACAAACUCGUUUCAUCGUUUGAGAAAUGGCUCUUGUUAGGAGUAAGUCGUCUAGUUCGAUUCAUGUACGAACAGAAGAUAAACUACCUUACCAGAAAAUAACACAAGCAUUCCUGCGCUCCAUAACGGAAGACCCACUUGGUUGUAUAACCUUCCUUGAUCUAUCAUUCUGUGACAUCAAACGUAUACAGGGCCUUGGUGUUUGCGUUAAUCUUGAAGUGGCUAUUCUUCAGGGUAAUUUCAUUGAUACUCUUAUUGAUGUUAGUAUGUGCCCACAUCUAUGGAAACUCAAUGUGAGCUGUAACGAGUUGAAGGAUCUGGCAGGGUUUGAGAAGUUCAAAUCAUUUGGUACAUUGAUUGCAUCAGGAAAUCAGCUUGAUUGGUUGGAGCUGUCAAAGAUUUCUCAUCUUGAGAUCAUAUCAUUGUACUUGCUUGGAAAUCCUAAGCUGAAGAAGGAUUUGAAUUAUCGCAGGCAUGUCAUAAAAUGCUUGCCAAAGGCCUGGUCACUUGAUGGAGAGCUGGUUACUGCAGAAGAGAGGGCAAAAGUUGAUUACUUCUUUUGUAAAUCUGCAAAGAGUCAAAAACCAGUAAGACUGAAAUUACCAAGUCGCCAGUUUGUUCCAACUUUCAUGAAAGAUGGGUCAACAUCCAAUAUUUACGGCAGAAGAACUGUAUCAUUUUCAAUGCAUUUUGGAAUGAAAGAGGUGCACAACCAUGCACUUGAUCAGAGAAGACUGAAAUAUAUUAGCAAGAAUCUAAAUGAUGACACUAAUCUGGAAUCAUGCUUGGAAACCAAUGAUUUGCUACAGCAUUGUUUUGAGAUGAGGACUAACUGUGUCGAGAAGGGAAAUAUGUUUCUCUUGCUGCUUGUUUCAUCCUUGAUUUUUGCAAUUCCAAAGGUAUUGCUGACAUCAUGUCUGGAGGUGAUAGGAAUGAGUGGUGAAGAAAUUGAUAUGUGCAUUGAAACACUCAAAUUGCAACUACAAACAAGAACAAACAUAGCAUCUACUCUUUUCUCAGCUAUCAAGCUGGAAGGUUUAACUAAAGGAGUCAGUGUCCGUCUUUAUGAUACUUUAAGAUCAUUAAACUACCGGCUUGUUGAAGUUGCUUAUGGAAAAAGUGAUAUCGAUGUAGAGGCUAAGUAUCACCAUGUUAUUGCUAGUGAGAUUGCUCAUUUAUUUUGUCUUGUUCCAGAUUUUACAAUUUUUCUGGAAGAUCCAAGUGUCAUUAGCAUACUGUCUUCAGCAACACUUAACCCUAAUAUUGAGCAUGACAUCCAUGAAAACGUUUGCAAAUGUGAUGUGUACAAAUCAAAAGAAAGACUUUUAGAGUUAAUAACAUUGCAAGUCAAACAGGCAAAGCAACGUAGUCUCUUUGUUUACAGUAAUUAUUUCAAAGAACCUAGAGAUGGGCUCAAAGGUCUUAACAUUACGUAUUAUGAAGCAAGAAAGUCUCAGAGACCAUCAACUGCUCCUUUACUAAGAAGCAGAAGUCUAAAUGCAAGCCUUGAACAUAGUCCAGCUGUGGGUGAAAAAGUACUGCUAGGGCCCCAAAGACUGGCACAUAUUGUGUCAGUUCCAGAUACAAAGGUUUUGCUUGUACAAGUACAUUCUUUGCCCUCAUCCAAACAUCUCCAGGCAGAUUACCAAGAAUCUAGUGAAACAACCCAGUCUUUGUUUUACAUCAAUAGAGAAGAUUUGCAGUGGAAUCAAAAGUUUAUGUCUUGGGUUAUGGAGAGUAAGUUGAAUAAGCUAGCUGACAAAGUCCAAAGUAAAAAGUCUCAUGAUCAAAGACCAAGGCUGGUGCUGCAGAGGGUGAAAAACUUUCCAAGUCAACGGAGUAAGUCUUCAUGCUCUACAAAUGACAAAGAUAGGUUUACUAAACAAGAGUUGUCAAUCAGCAAUCAGACUUUGUUGGAUUUGAGAAGCAGUCAUAAUUUCAAAGAUAUCAGAAUAAGAAACUAUGGAAUUGAAACUAAUUUGAAGGAUGAGCAUAUAGUUGGCAGCCAAAGUCAGAAAGACAGCAGCAGUAGCAAGAUGCCAACACUGUCUGAGGGUGACUUUACUGAAUACCCAGGUCAAUACAGGGUGUUACAAGGGAAUGUCUAUCAUCUGUUUGAAUCUAAAUCCAGAAGUACUCAAAUGCCAGUUAACUGUUUGAUUCAAAGGCCACAGACUAGUUACAGUAAAAGAUCAGACAAUAUGUUCAUAAGAAGGUCAAACUGGCCAAAAACUAUUUGCUAGUUUUGAUGUACUGUUUUCUGUUUUCUUAUAGAGCAGUCUUUCUUUUGUACAAGUUGGCCUUUUCUUGUAAGUAAAACACUUGAAAAGGCCACAGUCAGUGAUUGUGUCUGUAGUGUUUAUUCUUGAAUAUAUAUUCAUAAAAAAAUUUAUUUUCAAAGAUAUUCAAUAGAUUGUUUCAAGUUGUGGAUGUGUUGUAUCACAUGGUAUAAAGAUAAGUGUCAGUGGAACAAGCUGAAAAUUUCAACUUUUUUGAAGUAUCUCAUUUCCAACCACGAAAUGAUCUUUCAUUUUAAGCCUUUCCAACCUAAAUUAGUGAAUAGUAAGAAUUCAAAAUAAUAAGAAUUUUGCAUUUGGUUAUUUGUUCACAUGUAAUUAUAUAAAGUGAAUACUUUUCUAUUUUUGUAUUUUUACCCAAGAUUUUUGAAAUUGGGAAAUCUGUUUUGAAACAAUGUGAUGCUGCUCCAGGGACUAAGCCAACGAGGCACAGGGGCAUUGCCUGCCCAAUUAGAAUUUUUUGCCCCCCUUUGCCCGUCCAAAAAUUUUAGGAAUAAAAUAUGUUCUUGUCCAGUAACUUAGAGAACGGCGUCUUCCUACAUGACUGUCGAAAAAAGUCGAUCGAAACGAAGUCUGGGCAUCUUUGCAUUCGAGGUGAAAACCAGUAUCGACUGUGCACCAGUCCACGCACCUUGAUCGAGAUGAUCCAACUGCUGUUCUGCUUCACCCUGCGUUAAAUACUUGUUUUCGCCACUGAGCAAGGUAGAUGCUCCCAAUGAAGACGCCAAGCUGCAAAACUAGACUCGAACUUCCUUCAUUUUAAAGGAAAAUAUUUGAUGUUAAUGCAGUUUGAUGAGUCUUUAAAUAUUUGGGAGUCAAAAUUUUAAAAACUCUCUUCCAAGUAGACGAAAUUAUAAUACUCAGCUUCACCUAUCGUUAUAGCUUAGUUCCCAUAUACAGUCAAUUUUUAUUUAUUCUAAUAAAUACGUAAUGGAAAACAAAACUUCCUUUAGAUAUUACCGUUUUUAAUCGCCAGUGAAGGAAAUUUACAAAGGCAAUACAAGCAGCUCAUUACAUUGGAAAAAUUUUUUUAUCCCGUGCAAGAUGAUAAAUUUGCAUCAAACUCUGUAUCAAUUGCGAGAUAUUAAAUUUUUGAGGGUUCUCCAAUAUCGCUACUUAAGCUCUUGCAGGUACCGCGGAGCAAGUUAAAGACCCCCCCUGCUUUUUUAGACCCCCCACUUUUCUCAACGCUCCGCUGUGCCUGUCUUGCCUUCAAGUAACAUGCAACGAGCUCAUUCGCUUCGCUCAGUUGACAAACAUUGCCCGCCCGGAGGUUCGCUAAAAGAGGACGCUUUUCCCCAUAAUUUGUCCGUUGCCACAUAAUAUUUUCUCAUCCUGUAGUAUAAUUAUAAUCUUUUUGCAACAGGUUGUAAGGUGUAAAGAUUUCUAUGGCAGCUCAACUUUCAAAUAUGACACUAUUGAAACUUCAAAUUGAAACUUUUGAAUUCUGAAUAUGAAAUAGAAACACAUAAAAGCAGCAUAUAAAAUUAAUUAUCUUAUGGCCACAACCAAAAUAUCGCUUCCGGGUAUGCGGAAUUCUAACCGUAUUCCCUGAUUUAAACCAGUUGUUUUUCGAAAUCCGUUGAAAAACCUUGGGGGCGGGAGUUGGGCUGGUCAGAUUGAUUUCGAGUUUCGCACUGGCAGAAAAGCCACUGUUGCAAAAAAUGUUGCUUGAGAAAGUUUCUUGCCCAAAAAUUUCAAAAUAGGUAAAAAAUACUAAAAAAUUAUUCUCCAAGAGUCUGAAGGGCGUGGCCGAGCAAAUUUGUUUUUUUCCACCCCAGUUUUUUCGAGCUGGUGACGCCACUGGGCUAUAGAAUUUUGUAGAUAAUCGAUGACUAGUUUAGCCACUCUCAUUAUUUUAAUUUCCAUUAGAAAUUAAAAACAAAAUAGAAAAAUAUCCUUUUGUGCUGUCGGUCUUUAAUCAAGGGAAAUUAUUUUUCAGAAGACGAUAAUAGACUUCAGAAAGAUUCAGAAACCAACAGCGUCUUAUAAGAUACUGACUUUUUUUGCCCAUUUCCGGAACGAGAAUGUUACGCUUAUUUUAUAUCUUAAUAUAAGCAACGCGCUGAGAUAAACAAUUAUUUGAUUUACCUUUCUUUCUUGUGAUUAUUAUUUUCCUAUUUGUAUUCUCAAUGAGUCUGCAACCAUGGAGUAUUGAGACUAAGCGGAAAGUCAAAGUUUUAUAACCAGCCCAUUUAUAAUUGCCAUGAUUUUUGGAAAACCAGACAUUUCGAUUAAUGAUAAGGCCAUUUAUUACCAAUUUGCAUAAGGAAUUUUGUCAACAUUAUGCCUAUGCGUAGAGUCUUUGAUUGCAAAAACCACAGCUGUAUAGUUGGAGCAGAUCCAUGCCAAGAUUUUAUUUUGCCCCCCCCC